CAGGCGUCCAGAAGAUAGCGUUUGCAUCUUACCUAACACUAACUCUGCUCUCGGUUCGUCAACAAGAAUAUGACAUUGCAUGGUCAUGUGUUUUCAGUGCCACCAAGUUUUUCCAUAGUGCACUCGCUACCGCGCCUGACCUGUCCAGCGCCGUGCAAGAUAUCAUACGCGGAAUAUCCGAUCAACCGAUCGUCACUAAUAAUGAGGAUAAUUCGUACGAGAACUGGGGCGGCGAGGAUGCCGAUAGAGACGAUAUGCUCGGUGAAGAAGAAAUCUUUUCUGCAUACGAUCAGACAUUGGCAGCCAGCAUAUUGCAAGUUGCCACUAUCAAUCAUUUGGUGCACUUGUUGGAAAAGUUUUUACAUACUUGUAGUUCAUCAAUUGGAGAUGAGAUUGAGCCGUUCAUUACUACUGCUUAUCUUGAAUCUAUGAUCGAAUAUUCAACUAAUAUGGAAAGAGAAGUGAUGAGAGCAUUACCCGAGCCUACAUAUGACAUGAUUCCUAAAAUAAUCCGUGAUCCUAACCAGCAACAAUUCUGGAAUUCAUUGAGGCGUAUAAACCAUAUUAAAGUACUAUUACCUAAUUUCGUCAGGCCUAGCACUUAUGAAUCGUCAUCGAAAGCGACCUCUGUAAUUGAACAGGCUGAUGCCGAGGCUUGA
Messenger RNA from Paraglomus occultum, 659 nucleotides. The record is from the annotation of a GenBank genome assembly. Lineage: Eukaryota; Fungi; Glomeromycota; Glomeromycetes; Paraglomerales; Paraglomeraceae.